This is a messenger RNA of Pocillopora damicornis (cauliflower coral), 3587 nucleotides long. RefSeq names its product melanopsin. Gene Ontology annotation, biological process: G protein-coupled receptor signaling pathway. The record is from RefSeq and is a predicted model, not a curated record. NCBI's taxonomy places the organism in Eukaryota, Metazoa, Cnidaria, Anthozoa, Scleractinia, Pocilloporidae. Gene Ontology annotation, molecular function: G protein-coupled receptor activity. Gene Ontology annotation, cellular component: membrane.
CGCAAAUUAAAACAACAGUAAUAUUGUUUUACUUUGUUUUGCUUUCUUUUUUAACCUGCGAUCGAGUGCUCUCCUUUAGGGAGAAGGCGAUAAGAAUAAGGUGAAAGAAGGUAGCAAGAAACGUAUAAAAGACUUGCGGUCCCGAAAUGUUAAGAUUUAUUUCGUUGGUUUUAGUUAAGGGAAAUUAUUUUGAAAGAAGUCGAGGGCGAGAAGCUAUUCAAGCUACAUAAAAGAUAGCCUCAACUACGAGAUGAACAUCAUUGGUAAGGCAUAUAAUAACAUCCGAUAUCAUUAUCUUGUUGAAACUUUUCACCGUAUAAUAUCGAUACCUUAACCAUAAAGGAGUAGAUAGUUCUUGUUGAUCCAUUUGUAAAACCCACAGGAAGAAAAAUAAAUGAGUUUUCAAUUACUAGAAGUUCUUGUAAAAAAUUUGUAAUGAUUUGUAUCAGUUCAGAAUUCGCCAGAUGAAAAAUAGACGCGGGGUCUACGAGACAAUUAUGUAUGCAGUUUGGUCCGGUUAUUUUAAACAUUGCAUUAAGACGGUCAGGGAGUAAAUUAAAGAUCCUCAGCAACCUUGUCACAAGAUUUCGAGGUUGUCUAUAUUUGGUGAAACGUCUUCAGUGUCAAGCUAAAAGUAUUAUGACUUAGUCGUUCUCGGAUAAGAGCAUCAGAUCUCACUGUUAUCUAAGUUCGACUUCCAUCAUCCAAUCAGAUCAUCCCAACAGAAAUAGCAGCUGCUCUUUGUGUCAUUAAAUCCGAACUCUGACCCAUGAACGUUCUGCCAUUACGGAAGCAAUUGUGACAACCAUUUAUCUUUCAUCUCCUUCAACUGCAAUUUACGCUGCAAAGAUGGUUGACACAAUUUACAUCGCUUUUGCCGUUGCGUCUGCGGUUAUCUUUAUUCCAGGUGUGGUUUUAAACUUCCUCAUCUGCCUGGUGUUUUACAAAAACGAACAAUUUCGCACUCCACCGAACGUGUUCAUCGCAAGUGUCGCCGCAAGCGAUCUGCUUUAUUCAGCGACCACAUUACCACUUCUCAUUGCUACAAACGCCUAUGGGAGAUGGAUUUAUGGAGAAAAAGGUUGCAAAGCAGCUGCAUUUAUUACGGCUUUUUCAGGGCUGGUCUCAAUGAUGCAUUUGGCAGCUGCUUCAUACGAGCGAUACACCGUUUUAGCGUUUCCUCUUACAAGCCGCACAACUAUCACCUUUCAAAAAGCUGUCCGUAUUUCAGUUGCACUAUGGUUGUAUUCCCUGUUCUGGAGUGUUAUGCCCCUGUGUGGAUGGUCAGGGUAUGCACAGGAGGGUGUUGGCACAAGUUGUGCCUUGAGGUGGAGGUCGAGUCAAAAAAUUGAUUUGACCUUCAAUAUUUGCCUAAUAUUCGCCAGCUAUCUAUUGCCUGUGUGCGUAAUGGGCUUUUCAUAUUUUAAAUGCUGCAAAGAAAUUGUUGCGGGAACAAGAAGGGCAAAAAUCAUUUGGGGAAAGUCGUCGAACUUCACAAAAAAAGCUACUGAAGUAAAACACAAGAUGCUCAUCCUUUUUGGAAUAAUGACCGUGGCAUUCAUCAUGGCCUGGACUCCAUAUGCAAUAGUUUCGCUUAUAUCGAUGAUUGGUGGACCUUACGUCAUCAGUGACGUGACAGCAUCUAUCCCAGCAUAUCUUGCUAAAUCAUCAUAUUGUAUCAACCCGAUAAUUUACGUUUUUCGGAACAAGAGAUUGAGGCGGCAGAUCAAAUGCAUUAUACGGAGUGCGAGGUAGUGUUGUGACAAUUAAUCAUUGGUUCGCAUUUAUUGGUAAGGCUGGAAAGUCUUUGGCACAGGUACAACAGCCCUAGGGCGAUACCAAAAUACCACUCGAAAGAAAAUUUUAGAACAAUCCCGACAAAUAGGAGCCGCUGCCCCAUGGUCGCCCUCCACAUCCUCCCCCUAUGUUCGGCAAUGAAGAAGGAUCAUGCUGGUUUGAUUGGUCCCGCAUAUAAGCACUAGAAUAACCACAGCCUUACUGGAAUUAACGUCCGCAUGUUCCAUUAUGAGCUAGAGGAAAUUCUUUUGAGAUCAAGGACAAGUACAGAUAUAAUAAUAAUAAUACUUUAUUCUUAUACAUAUAUGUAUACACGAUACACGAUGAAUACACGACACAUAUUUGAAAAGGUGGACCGCGAGGUUAUCCCUAUAAAAGGUCCCCUAACUGAACUUUAAAAAUAUUAAAAAAUAUUAAAAACGCGUGUAAAAAUCAUUAGUGCAGGUACAAAAUGGUACAGUAAGAAUGAUAUUUAAAAUGAAAAUAUAUACAAUUAAAAUAUGAGCUUCUGUGUCAAUAAAUCUUCAUCCAUCUUUUUAAGCCUUUUUUAAGUUUGUUUGCGCUAAUUUCGUCAGUGAAGAGAUGUUUUGACAAACUGUUCCAGUCUUUGACGAUUCUCACGAAGAAGGAGUACUCAAGGGAGUUAACUUUAGCUAAUUUAGUUUGUAUUUUGUAUGGAUGGUUGGCUCUAGUUUUUUUACCUCUACAAAACUCGAAAUAGUCAUCAAAGUCUAGGCCUUUACAUAUGUGUCCCGUGUAAAGCUGCGGUGACUGGGUCUUUAUCUGGCUUCAACACUUUCCAAUGCGCCAAUACAGAUUAACAUUUCGAUUGAAUCAUCAAAGCAAAAUGUGCCACGCACUGUUACAGUAUGGUGACAACAGCUCGGACAAAUUUACAAACUUUAACGUUGGGACAAAACUGAAAAACGUGUCUGUUUUUCGUCUCUCUUACUCUUACUCCUGUAUGUUGGAGUCUAAAAGGACAAAUAUGCUUAGUUUCUUCCAUCAGUUUGACGUGUUGUUGUACGGACUGUCGGCAAGUAGACUGGCAGCUAAACCGGACGGGAACUUUAAAGUUAAAAUACAACAGGCCUUGUCACCUUAUUUGCACACGGGCAUUGCUUUAUUUUUUUAACGUUUCGAUCAUUUUUAGACUGGAAAAAAAGAGAUUAUUAGUUUCAGGUAAGGUUAACCUACUUUGCUUGUACUGCAAGUGUUUGAAAUCUAGGGAAGUAUCUCAAAACACUGAAUUAGUGAGCUCGGCUACAAGCACGACUUUGAAUGGUGAUAUGCAUGCUUUUUGACGUCUCCAUUUAAUGAAGGCCAACUUGUUUCACUCAAUUUCAGUCCUAUAUGGAUAUUUUCCACAUAAACAGGAAGUAAUAUGAAAAACAACUGUAUUACAUGAAAGUAGCGAUCAAUAAGCAAUAGUAUAAUGCUGACAGACUUUCAUCAGAAAAUGAAACGCGCGUUAUCUGCGGCUGUUUAUGUCGUAAGAUCAAUAAACAAUGUUGGAUUAAUGACGCUUUUAGACAAAACAAUAAGGCAAACAGUCAACGAACAGUGUAUGAGGUCAUAACCUUUUAACUCAGACAAUAAUUUAUGGUGAGAUGAUCCGGCGGUCAAGUUACAAUAAACAAUAAAGCUUGCAUGUUAAUUUCUCGUUGUCAUCGUCAACCGUCUCUUCAGCGCGAAGUCGCGCACAAGACUCCAUAGUAAUCCACCAUUUGGACUGAUUCUAGGUCACCUUUCCCCCCCUAUAAUAGAUGUACUAACGGUAAUGAAGAGUC